This is a messenger RNA of Durotheca rogersii, 1496 nucleotides long. RefSeq lists its product as uncharacterized. The transcript has 3 exons. The record is from RefSeq and is a predicted model, not a curated record. Bases 260 to 1066 code for a protein of 268 amino acids. NCBI's taxonomy places the organism in Eukaryota, Fungi, Ascomycota, Sordariomycetes, Xylariales, Xylariaceae.
UUAUCAACCUUCAAGUUAUAAAAUAUCUAGGUACCUAGGUAGGUGGGUAACCUGCCGUCUAUAACCUGAAGCGACUAGUAACAUAACCCUGCAGCUUACCUAGAUAGCUUGUUAAGUAGCAACAACGGACCCGGGACAUGGCUACGGACCAUUGGAUGACUCUAUCGAAUGACCCUAUGUAAGCCACUUACAUACACAUCGUUCCGUCCAAAAUUCAAGCUAGUUCUAGUCGUUUACCUAUGAACCUGCAGAGGUAGCGAUGCCUACACUACCGGAGGCACAGGCACGUGGCCCAGAUGAGGACUGGUCUGGUCUCAAGGAUGCCAAAGCAAGACGCAGGUUGCAAACCCGACUGAAUGUCCGCGCGUACCGGAGACGGAAAGCGUCACUUGGACGGGAGCACAUUCGUACGGGGCACGGUCCACCCGGGCGACUCCAUGGACCGUACCAACCAGAGAACCGGCAUGAGCAGCAUCGUGCCAAUUCUCCAGUCGCUGCGUCUUCGGGUCCGCUACUUGCCGUCCACCCUCGCAAUACAGACGGAGACCGGCUGCAUUCCUUCCCCUUGAGCCUCGAUCACUUGAUACCUCUUGUACAAUACAACUUCAUCCGCGGUGUCCUUACCAACGUGGCUAUCCUGGGUAGCCAAAACGCCUUUCCGCCGCCCUGUUCCCGGCGCUGGGCGAAUGUGCCUCUCUUCCCGGCGCCGUCCACCAUCCCCGAGUCGCUUGAGCCGACGGCCCUGCAGCUCAGUACGCCGCACGAGCCGUGGAUGGACCUAAUACCGGACAAGCAAAUGCGUGAUAACGCGAUCCUGAUGAUGGGGGUAUUUCAGCGCGAGGACGUCGAGGAAGACGUGACCCGUUCCCUGUAUGAGAACGUGCAGCCACUCGAAUUCAACGGGGUACUGGUCUGGAACCAGCCUUGGCGGCCUGAAGGCUGGGAGCUGACGGAAGGCUUUAUAAAAAGGUGGCCUUUCCUCGUCAAGGGCUGCUGGGCCAUGCUCGAGUCGACAAAUCGGUGGAGGGCACUCCGGGGCGAAGACCCCUUGGUCGUCGAGCUGUGAUGCGAUAAGAACGACUAGGCAAUAGGGACGGGUGUCAUGGGACACGUGGGACUAUUACGUAGAACGGGGUACAUGUAUGUGUCCAACCAAUUACUUCCGGCCAUAUACAUAUCAUACCAAAAAAGUAAAUAUAUCCGCAGCUGUAAUUGAGGCACUCGGAAACGCACACGAGUAUGGUGAGGAGAGGUUUGCUGUGCAUGGGCAGGGGGUAGUGAGAUCCGCUGACAAGCGCAGCUUGAUCGCUGCCAGCCUUUUACUUUGAACAACAAACCGGCAAUUUGGGGGGUUAUAAAGGGGGAAUAUAAUUAGGCUAGAGGCUUAUUAGGGAGUCAACAGGAACGAAGGAGGCGGAGGUUCUAAGUUGCUCUUAUCAUGACAGGUAAAGUCACUACCUUCGAGAGAGAAGAAUCGUGUGAAAGGUUGUGGCUCC